This is a messenger RNA of Salvelinus namaycush (lake trout), 1114 nucleotides long. Its product is annotated as zinc finger protein 2 homolog. Lineage: Eukaryota; Metazoa; Chordata; Actinopteri; Salmoniformes; Salmonidae. The transcript has a single exon. The record is from RefSeq and is a predicted model, not a curated record. The annotation marks the transcript as partial.
AAGAAACACCAGCAGAGAUCCACAGGGAAGAAAUCUCACUGCUGCUCUGACUGUGGGAAGAGAUUCACCUCCUCAGCAGGCAUUAAAAUUCAUCAGAGAAUUCACACAGGAGAGAAACCUUUUACCUGUAUUCAAUGUGGGAAGAGUUUUAGUACAUCUGGCCAUCUGACUCUACACCAGAGAACACACACAGGGGAGAAACCUUAUAGUUGUGGUCAAUGUGGGAAGAGUUUUUCUUCAUCUAGCAGUCUGACUCAACACCAGAGAACACACACAGGAGAGAAACCUUAUAGCUGUGGUCAAUGUGGGAAGAGUUUUGGUCAAUCUGGCGAUCUGACAGUGCACCAGAGAAUACAUACAGGACAGAAACCCUAUAGCUGUGAUCAAUGUGGCAAGAGUUUUGUUGGAUCUGGUCUGCUGACAUUACACCAGAGAGCACACACAGGAGAGAAACCUUAUAGCUGUAAUCAAUGUGGGAAGAGUUUUAACACAUCUAGCCAUCUUAUUGUACACCAAAGAACACACACAGGAGAGAAACCUUACAGCUGUGAUCAAUGUGGGAAGAGUUUUACUCAGCUAAGCAAUCUGAUAUCACACCAGAGAACACACACGGGAGAUAAAUCUUAUAGCUGUGAUCAAUGUGGGAAGAGUUUUACUCAGCCAAGCAACCUGACACGACACCAGAGAAUACACACGGGAGAGAAACCGUUUAGCUGUGAUCAAUGUGGGAAGUUUUUUUUAACAUCUAGCCAUCUGAAGAUACACCAGAGAACACACACGGGAGAGAAACCGUAUACUUGUGAUCAAUGUGGGAAGAGUUUUACUACAUCUGGCCAGCUGACUAUACACCAGAGAACACACACAGGAGAUAAACGUUAUAGCUGUGACCAGAGAUAAUCUGAUUAAAGAUCUCUCAUCAAACAUCAAAAAAUACAUGGAGUUGUUUCAUGAUAUCAAUGAAUUAAUGUCACAAUAUAGAAUGUUUUAACAUUGUAGUAGCAGUAUUUGAAUGAAUGUCAGAAUGUAGAACCCUAAACGUUUGCCCCCUGUUCAAUUGAUUUUAGCCUCAGGGGGAAAAUCCAGGCUCUGAAUUGAAAGAGUACUAUUUAUGUGA